AUGCGGUCGCUCUACUUGGUACUCGUGGCCGCCUUCGUGGCCGCCACGCACAGCGCGUGCCCGGACGGGCAGUGGGAAGUCUCGCUCCUCAACAGUGGCACGGUCUACUGCGUCGGCGGCGAGCCGUGCUCGGGCAGGUACACGCCCGGCCAGUCCUUUGGCAAGUACUUUUGCCCCCAGGAAGGCCAGCCCAACGUCGAUGGCACGACGACGCUCCAGAUGCAAACGUGCUGCGGCGUCAUGAACGGCAACAUCAUGGGCUGCCAGCCCAAGACGGACAACGUCCAAUGCGUGGGCCCGCUGCCGGCGCCCUACAAGACGCCGGCGCCGACGACGAGCGCCGACACCACGACGUCGCCCGUGACGACGACCCCUACCGAGACGACGCUGUCGCCCGAUGCCACGACGCUGUCACCGAACGCCACGACGCUGUCACCGAACGCCACGACCUUGUCGCCGAAUGCGACCACUCUGUCACCGAACGCGACGACUUUGUCGCCGGACGUGACGACCACCGACAGUUCGAGCUCGGGCUUGGAAACCAAGUGGAUCGUCUUGAUCGCGAUCGGCGCGGUUGUCCUUCUCGCCCUCAUUGGUGGCCUCUUCCUCUUCGGUAAGAAGCGCGAGUCGCCAUCGUACCUCGAGUCGCCUGCGGGUGAAGAGAUGCUGACGCCUGGCCCGGGCUCUGCCGCUGGCGGCGCGCUCACGCCCCGACACAACGUCACGCUGUUGUAA
Messenger RNA from Saprolegnia parasitica CBS 223.65, 735 nucleotides. RefSeq lists its product as hypothetical. Bases 1 to 735 code for a protein of 244 amino acids. Lineage: Eukaryota; Oomycota; Saprolegniomycetes; Saprolegniales; Saprolegniaceae. The record is from RefSeq and is a predicted model, not a curated record. The transcript has 2 exons.